Messenger RNA from Eriocheir sinensis (Chinese mitten crab), 5166 nucleotides. Its product is annotated as villin-1-like. The transcript is spliced from 21 exons. Gene Ontology annotation, cellular component: cytoplasm; actin cytoskeleton. NCBI's taxonomy places the organism in Eukaryota, Metazoa, Arthropoda, Malacostraca, Decapoda, Varunidae. The record is from RefSeq and is a predicted model, not a curated record. Gene Ontology annotation, biological process: actin filament severing; actin polymerization or depolymerization; cytoskeleton organization. Gene Ontology annotation, molecular function: actin filament binding; phosphatidylinositol-4,5-bisphosphate binding. Bases 373 to 3000 code for a protein of 875 amino acids.
CCUUACAUGGUAGUUGUGACUGGUAGUGCGAAAACAGUCCGAAUCUGUGUUGUUAGUGACGAACCGACUGUAGAAUCAUUUGUUCACCUGGCGGGGCCUGACAGGCCGUUGUUCUCUUCACUCUGCACGGCGGGGUUCCUUUACGUGGCUGCCCUGCAUGGUAGUGCUAUGCCACCCAGGUCUGUAUGGUUCAAACCCUCUGAUUGGUGGGAACUCGACUCGGCGGGGCAGUUGGUUGACAAGAGUGGCCAUCUAUACACACUUCUACUUAGAGAAGUUCACGUUAUGCGGAAACACUAGGAAAAAAAAAUCAGCUGACACUGGAGAGAGCGUGGAGAGGUCAACACUGCGGAGCCUAUGUGGUGAUGGAGAAUGCGUGUACCAGGGGAGUCGCAGGAGGGGAGGAGGAGAAGGGCGUCCCCCAAGCUGCUGUGUGUGUACCCCGUCAGGAGGAUCGCUUACCCCCUUCCACAGUACUACGAGGCUGGGAUGGGUGAACUGGUGAAAGACCCGGCCUUCAACAUCAUCCCCAAGAACAGCACCUUCUUCAUCAUCUGGCGGGUCGAGAGCCUGGAGCUUGUGGCCCUGAGGCGCGAGGACUAUGGCAAGUUCUACAAGGGUGACUCCUACCUCGUCCUCUCAGGCUCUGAGUAUGGCAAGCCGGCAGGCAUGGACGACAUCCCACACCCACCUCGCGGCAAGCUGGACAUCCACAUCCACUUCUGGCUGGGCAGCGAGACGAGCACGGACGAGGCGGGGGUGGCGGCCAUCAAGACUGUGGAACUGGACGACAUGAUGGGGGGCGGCCCGGUGCAGCACAGGGAGGUGGAGGGCAGCGAGAGCAAGCGCUUCCUCUCCUACUUCAAGAACGGCCUGAGGUUGCUUCGCGGGGGUGUGGCCAGCGGCUUUAGGGCGGUGACAGACGACUUCGAGCCUUCCCUCUACCACGUCAAGGGCAAGAGAACAACGGUGGUCAGGGAGCUACAAACGAUCGAGUGGAAGGCGAUGAAUGACGGGGACGUGUACAUUCUGGACACGCGCGGCAUCAUUUACGUGUGGGUGGGGCGGUACAGCAACAACAUCGAGAAGCUGCAGGGCGCGAAGUUCGCCUCGACGCUGCGGACGGAGCACGGCGGCGGCACGGUGGUGGUGGUGGAGGACGGGCAGGAGGCGGCGCUGCAGGACCGAGAGCGCCUGAGCUUCGAGCGGCUGCUGCCCCUCAACAACAAGCAGGUCACGCCGGCGGCCGAGGCUCCCAAGGACGAGUCAGUGGCUCGUCGGAUCUCCCAGGAGCUGAAACUGUUCCGCUGCACCGACGAGUCCGGGACGCUGAAGGUCGUGGAGGUCAAGAACGGCCCGCUGCUGCACUCCGACCUCAACAGCAAUGAUUCCUUCAUUAUCGACAAUGGGCAGGACGGCAUCUGGGUGUGGGUGGGCAAGCGGGCGAGCAAGAAGGAGCGAGAGGAGGCCCUGAGAAACGCCCAAGGCUUCAUCACCAAGAAGGGAUACCCGGCACACACACAGGUGUCGCGCAUCGUGGAGCACGGCGAGCCGCCAGAGUUCAAGACGCUCUUCAAGGACUGGAAGGACAUAGACCAGAGUAAAGGCUUCGGCCGCCAGGCAUCCACCACCAAGAUCGCCACGACAGUCCAGACCAAGUUCGAUGCCACGACCUUGCACUCACAACCCCAGCUUGCCGCCAAAACACAGAUGGUGGACGACGGCAAGGGCCAGAAGGAAGUGUGGAGAGUCAAGAACUUCAACCUGGUGCCUGUGCCCGACAACCAGUACGGAGAGUUCUUCAUGGGGGACUGUUACAUCGUGCUCUAUGCCUACCUCGAGGGGUCCCGGGAGCACUACAUCCUCUACUACUGGAUUGGCAGCCACGCCAGCCAGGACGAGGCGGGCACGGUGGCGGCGAAGGCGGUGGAGCUGGACAACAGGCUGGAGGGACGCGCCGUGCAGGUGCGGGUGGUGCAAGGCAAGGAGCCGCCGCACUUCAUCGCGGUGUUUGGUGGGAAAAUGGUCAUUUUUGAGGGGGGCUACGCGUCCGCCUUCGACGGGCCUGGAGCACGGGACCAGGGGCGCAAGACUUCCUACAUGCUGCAAGUCAGAGGCACGACCAACCACAACACCAAGGCUAUUGAGGUUGACAUGCGCGCCGGCUGCCUCAACUCCAAUGACUGUUUCGUGAUAGCGACCCCGCAGGUGACGUACGUGUGGUGCGGCAAAGGCUCCACCGGCGACGAGCGAGAGAUGGCCAAGAAUCUGGCGUCCGGCAGGGGCGAGACGCUAAUGGUGUCCGAGGGAUACGAGAAGGAGGAUUUCUGGUUCGCCCUCGGAGGACAGGAGAAGUAUGCCAGCGCUCCCAGACUCAAGGAGCAGCAGUCCACACACCCUCCACGCCUCUUCCAAUGCUCCAACGCUUCGGGAGUCUUCAAAGCGGAGGAGAACAUCAAUUUCUCCCAGGCGGACUUGAUGGACGAUGACGUGAUGCUCCUGGACGCCUGGGACACAAUCUUCCUCUGGACCGGACACCACUCCAACAAGGCCGAGCAGCAAGUCUCUGAGACCCUUGCCAUAGAGUACCUGAGGACGGACCCCGCCGGCCGCAAGGACAUUCCCAUCAUCAAGAUCAAGCAGGGCUUUGAACCACCCAACUUCACGGGCUUCUUUGGCGUCUGGGACAACGACCUAUGGAACGAUAACAUGACGUACGAGGACAUCUGCGAGCGGCUGGAGGAGGCGGCGCCGGGGGCCCAGGUGCUUGUGACGUCAUCGUUCUCGUCGGGGUCAGGCCGCGGCAAACGAACCUACCCGCUGCAGAUCCUGAAGGUGAAGGAUGCCGAGAAGCUGCCGCCGGAGGUCGACCCCAAGAACAAAGAGGACUUCCUGAGCGAGGCUGACUUCAAGGCGGUGUUUGGCAUGGACCGCGACACCUACGACAAGCUGCCGCAGUGGAAGCGGAUCAACCUGAAGAAGAAGGCGGGUCUCUUUUAAGGAAGUGUCGGUCUCCUCACGCAACUGGCACUUCAGGACCCGUAUUCUCAGACGCUUUUGACUCCCACAGCAACUAUUUCCCAAGGCCUCAAAGGAUUUAUUUAUUUUCUUUUUUUUACGUUCACGGUGCAAAGACCUUGUUAGACUAUCACUAUGCUCAUACAAUUACCCGUAGAAAUACCCAUAACCUCUACGAAAGCCUUGACAAAUGUGGUUCCGGGACUGUACCUAAAAACGCAAAGUAUAAGCCACGUUACCAUACGCUCUUGUAGUCCUGCUCCGAAAUGAGGAUGAUUUAAGUGAAGGGAAGUCAUUCACAACACGAUUAUGAUGUCACUUAUAAUUACUGCACCGAAUAAUUUUAGCAUCAUAUCACACACUCUAACAAACCAAACAAGCAAACACACGCACAAACACACACAAAAAAACCCCUGCCACGAGCACUUUAAGUUCUUAUGGAUAGGUUGUAAUAUUGCUGAUUGUUCCGUCGCCCGGCUUAAAAUAUCGCACUUUUCCAGAUUAUUUUACUUCAUCUUGUUCCUGAAAUCAGUAUUCUUCUGAGUUUACUUGUUGGCUCCCAUAUUUAUUCUAAGCAUUACCAUCACAACACCUUUUAAUACCAUCUUCCCCCUAAAAUCCGUGUUCUGAGUUUCCUUGUUGGCUCCCAUAUUUAUUCUAAGCAUUACCAUCACGACACCUUCUAAUACCAUCUUCCCCCUAAAAUCCGUGUUCUGAGCUUCCUUGUUGGCUUCCAUAUUUAUUCUAAGCAUUACCAUCACGACACCUUCUAAUACCAUCUUCCCCCUAAAAUCCGUGUCCAUCAGAGUUUCCUUGUUGCCUCCCAUAUUUAUUAUAAGUAUUACCCUCACGACCUCUUUUAUUUUGUACCUCCCGCCGGCUGGUAUUUACUUAUCCAUGAGUCGAUCUCACGGUCCAACACAGUGGCUUUGUAAUCACUUGAACCAAACUCUUCAGUCUUACACAAUCCAUAAUGGUUAGGUUUUCGAUGCAAGACCAGGUACUCAAGAGAUUUCCUGCUUAGUGUCCUCAAAUCUCUGAAGUUACAUUAUAUGAACACAAAACACUACGAAAGGAAUUCUCGAAGUUUUUGGUAUUGGUUCGGAGGUUUACUAACCCGUCAUGUCGAACUGUGAAAGUGGCCCAUAGUAUGUUUGGAGAAGUGGAGGCAAAGGAGUGCAUGGUCUGUCACACCCCAGUAUUGACUCACAUCCCAUAUUUUGCAGAACCCUGCCUCAAGAUAUCAUUUAGGUAGCCGUUACUGGUAAGCGGGAAAAAAAUAUAAACAAAUAGUCUAUAUUUUUCUAACAAGCUGAGGGCUUAGUCAUUUUAUACUACUUGGGUGAGGCGCGAAGUAGUGUCAUCGAUUAUGUUGGCGAGUGAUUCUCCCUCAAUAGGACUCUUUAUGAAUGCAGAGAGCUUUAACUUGUUGCUGAGGAUCUGUAAUAACUACCGCAUGCACGCGUGUCUAACUCCAACUCCCGCCAAGUGGACCCUUCCCUCACAAGGCUAUAAAAUGUUUGAUUGGAGAAUAAAUCUUAAUUAAGUCCCCGGGAAGGUAUAGUGUACAUGUCAAAGUUGGCCCCCUAAACUUGGAAUUUAAAAUGUAGUUUAUAAUAUAUGUUUCAGCGCGUGUAUAUUCAGUACUCACCACAACAGUAAUGUAUGUGUUGUGCUGUACCCAAGUAAUGCCAUAAUUUGCUCGAAGAAAUUUUAUUGUCUGAAGUUUUAUUUAAUGUAAUUAUUUUACAAUAUAUGAAAGCAUUGUGAUUUUAUCAGAUUUAAUGUUAUUUUUAGCAAUUACCGUUAAUUGUGUAAUUUGGACUGCACUUAAAGAGGGUAAAUUAUUGUUCAAGAAACCCUCAAGAAGAGUGCCAGGCCUGUUGCAGCUGCCGUACAGUUAGUCUUGAACGAACAAAGGUAGUGACAGCGUCCGCGUUGUGCUGGAUCUUACUUGGCUGCGCCGGAAAGUCCUAAAUCUAAACAGGUAAGUGUUACUGUUUGACUGAUUCAUUAAGACUCUCGGGCUUCAGGUCGAUACAAAGGCUAAACAAGGUUCUGCAACGCUGCUUUGUGUCAGCCGUUGUCACUUGCCUCGCUCGUGUGUAAGGUCACGUGGAAGUGGUGUAAAUAUAUCAUAUAAUGUAU